Molecule: messenger RNA, 2744 nt
Organism: Acipenser ruthenus (sterlet)
Lineage: Eukaryota; Metazoa; Chordata; Actinopteri; Acipenseriformes; Acipenseridae
Gene: pwp1
Product: PWP1 homolog, endonuclein
Exons: 15
Coding region: 365-1867 (500 amino acids)
Biological process (GO): rRNA processing
Cellular component (GO): nucleus
Molecular function (GO): protein binding
Source: RefSeq, a predicted model, not a curated record
AUUCGGUGCUACCGGGAAGCCUGUUUUGAGGGGCGGCGCAGAAUUUUAGAACACCACAAUCAUAGAACAAUAUAAUACGCAAAAAGUAUAUCUGGCUGGAAACAGGCAGUACGUAGAACAGCUACAUUCGUCAUAGUGGCGCGCCUGCACAAAACAGCUGGCAUAGCCCUUGCACAUGUCCAGUUUACGCAUGUGAAAGUCUGCCAAGACUGUGUGAGGGGUUUUUAAGAGUGGAUUCAUAUAUAAAGAAAACAUAACGAAGUUAUUGUCAUCUAAAUUUCAAAGGAAAGCACAGACAAAUAUAAAACACCCAGCAAAUUCUGAGGUAUUUUAUAAUCCACGUAAAAUAAAACAGUGAUCUACAAUGAGCUGCCAGAUCACUUGUGUUGGAUGGGUAAAGCAAGGAGUUGCUAAAGAAACACCUGACAAGGUUGAACUAAGUAAAGAUGAACUACAGCGUCUCAUCAGUGAAGCGAAAGAACACAUGGAAGAUGAAACUGAAGAUGGUGAAGUGUUAGAUGAUGAUGACGAUGACGGGGUCGCCAGUGCACAAGAACUGAGUGAUGAGACAGGGGCUCCACAGGAACAAGAUGAGACUGAUCAUGAGAAACUGGAUAAAGACGAACUAGCAGAAUAUGGGCUUGAUAAAUAUGAUGAGGAAGACACAGACACAACAAAUCUAGGAGACAGCCUGGCAGGCCUCACAGUCUAUGGAAAUAAUGAAGAGGACCCUUAUGUUACCAUUAAGGAUACUGAUCAGUAUGAGCGGGAGGAUUUUCAGAUUAAAUCAAAUGACAACCUGGUUGUUACAGGCAGAGCUGAGAAGGAUUGCUGUAAUUUGGAGAUACAUGUGUACAAUAAUGAAGAGGACUCCUUUUAUGUGCAUCAUGACAUUCUCUUGCCUGCAUACCCCUUGUGUGUAGAGUGGCUGAACUUUGACCCUAACCCCCAAGAAGGAACAGGAAAUUAUGCUGCUGUUGGUAACAUGACCCCAGUGAUAGACGUGUGGGACUUGGAUGUGGUGGAUUGUCUUGAGCCGGUCUUCUCUCUUGGCAGUAAAAAAAUAACAAAGAAGAAAAAGAAGAGCAAGAAGGGUGCUGCUGCAGAGAGUGCAGUCGAAGGACAUUCAGAUGCUGUGCUGGAUCUGUCAUGGAACAAACUGGUUAGGAAUGUUUUGGCCAGUGCAUCUGCUGACAACACAGUAAUUCUGUGGGACAUGGCACAGGGCAAGCCAGCCUCAACUCUCACAUUACACACAGACAAGGUUCAAGCUUUGAAAUUUCAUCCAUUUGAAGCACAGUCACUAAUUUCUGGAUCUUUUGACAAGUCUGCGAUUCUUUACGAUUGUAGAAGUCCACAAGACAACCACCGGAUAUGGAGGUUUAGUGGUCAGGUUGAGCGAGUUAUCUGGAACCAUUUCUCUCCAUGGCAUUUCUUGGCCAGCACAGAAGAUGGUUUUGUGUAUUGUUUAGAUGCACGGUCAGAUAAGCCGGUCUUUACACUCAAAGCUCAUGACGGUGAAGUAUCAGGAUUAGACCUGAGUAGUCAGAUAAAGGGGUGCCUAGUCACAUCCUCUUCAGAUAAGCAUGUGAAAAUCUGGGAUAUUCUUGGAAACAAGCCUAGUCUCAUCCACUCCAGAGAUAUGAAAAUGGGAGUACUGUUCUGUGCCUCUUGCUGUCCAGACCUACCCUUUGUCUAUGCGUUUGGUGGGCAAAAGGAAGGAUUACGCGUUUGGGAUAUUAGUGAUGUAGCUGCAGUGAAUGCAACAUUUGGAAGUCGAGAACGGUUAGUGGUUGGCACACCACCGGAGGCAACAGGCAGUAGCACACAAGCCACCAGCAGUACUGAGAAUGCAAUGGAGUCAUAGCUUGCCAUACAAGUCAGAACUAUGAAGACAGAUGGUGUAUAUAAAAAAAAAAAGAAAAAAAGAAAGCAAAAUGGAUCCAAGGUUAAAACAUUAAAGCUGCCACUGGAUAUAGCAUUGCUAUAAAAACAGCUACAGUUCACCAGUUAGUACUGUCCAUGCUACAGGAUUUGAUUUGACUUUGACAAAAUAAACAGUAGAAUGCAACCAAAGACAGACUAUAAUAAUAAUGUUAUACUGUAAUUAGAGAUUGUUUUUGAAGAAUUUCAUAGAAAAGAACUGUAAAGUCCAGACCAUGUAGCUAAUAUCGCACACCAACUAUUUUAUAAUGCAGUUAUUUCCAUUACUGGGUGCUACCUCCAGGAUCAGUUUCCCAAACACCCCAACAUUGAUCACAGUUAAUGAAAAUAGAAGUGCAAAACCAAAGAACAAAGCUGAAACAUUGCUUCAUCUUUUAACUUAGUUCAUUUUAAAUAAUAAGAAUUGAAAUGUGAUCUACGAACGAUUAUUAUGGUGUUGCACCUCUAUCUUCCUUAAUAGAAAAGAACUGUGACAUACUGGAAAAUAUGUCCCCAUCCCAAUCAGUGUUUUUUUUUUUUCAUAUUUGGCUGCCUAAUAUGGAACUGGCAGAAAGUGUUUAAUUCCAGAGACACAUUACAACUUUCCCCCUAUCAACUCUAUUUUGCAGUAGAUGCUACAGAAUCGUCAUCCUGGCUGUUUUCUUUUUCACUGUUUUAAUUAGGGCAGAUUUUAUCGGGUAAAAGCUCCUGAGUUAUACAUAUAUUUAUAUGGUAUGGAAGAUGCUGUAAGUUUUGUCUCUGUUAAACUAGUAAAACAUGUUCCCACAAAGAAUAUAAAUAAUAAAAUCUGUCACCCUGAA